AUGCCUGCGCCCAAAGAGCUGGUCCCCAGGGUUCUGGCCGAGGGCCUGUACUUUGGCGAGUCACCGCGGUACCGUGACGGCAAGCUGUAUAUCAGUGACAUGACAGGGCGCAAGAUCUACGCCAUUGAUGAGCAUACAGGCAAGAAGGAGGUGUUCCUCAACAUGGAGAACCAGCCAAAUGGCAUGUGCUUCUUGGACGACGGCUCCCUCAUCUGCUCGUCCAUGUUUGACGCCAAGCUGUACCACGUUAAGGACGGCAAGUCAACUCUGUACGCCGACAUGAGCCACGUUAUGACGGGCUACUGCGGAGACAUGGUCAUCGAUAAGGCAGGGAGGGUUUUUCUUGACGACAGCGGAGCGCGCGUGCUGCAUGGCGAGAAGCCGGGCCCCGGUCGCCUUCUGCGCAUCGACCCGGACCGGAGCGUCAACAUUGCCGAGGAGAAGAUUUUCUUUCCCAACGCGCUUUGUAUCAGCCCCGAUGGAAAGUCGCUCUACAAUGCCGAGUCAUUUGGCUACGGCCUCCUAAAGUUUGACCUGGCGGAGGACGGGACCCUGAGCAACCGCCAAGAGGUCUGGACGCCUGCUACCCUGGCGGGUGAGAGGGGCGCGUCGGCUGAGUCUAUGAUUGGUAUUGACGGCGGCUGCAUGGACGCUGAGGGAGGCAUCUGGCUCAGUCUGCUAGCCCUCGAGCAAUUUGUGCGUCUCGACCCGGACAGCGGAGAGAUUACGCAUCGCAUCAAGGUCUCCGGCCACGCUGUGUGCUGUACCCUCGGCGGCGACGACGGCAAGACGCUAUUUCUGGGUGUCAACUGGACACCGCCGGACGAGAACCUGUUCAAGGCCAUGGUGGCUCUAAAGACGCGCGGUACCGUCUUGAGUGUGCGGGUGGAUAUUGCCCACGGUGCGGCGCGUCCUUGA
Molecule: messenger RNA, 918 nt
Organism: Cordyceps fumosorosea ARSEF 2679
Lineage: Eukaryota; Fungi; Ascomycota; Sordariomycetes; Hypocreales; Cordycipitaceae
Product: Six-bladed beta-propeller, TolB-like protein
Exons: 1
Coding region: 1-918 (305 amino acids)
Source: RefSeq, a predicted model, not a curated record